This is a messenger RNA of Letharia lupina, 1278 nucleotides long. RefSeq lists its product as uncharacterized. The record is from RefSeq and is a predicted model, not a curated record. The transcript has a single exon. NCBI's taxonomy places the organism in Eukaryota, Fungi, Ascomycota, Lecanoromycetes, Lecanorales, Parmeliaceae. Gene Ontology annotation, cellular component: protein phosphatase type 2A complex; nucleus; cytoplasm. The coding region runs from base 1 to 1278 and encodes 425 amino acids. Gene Ontology annotation, molecular function: protein tyrosine phosphatase activator activity; peptidyl-prolyl cis-trans isomerase activity. Gene Ontology annotation, biological process: mitotic spindle organization.
AUGCCUUCAACGAUCGGCACGGAACACGUGCCCAAUCCAAUAAGCACAGAUGGCCAAAGAAAGCUCCCGCGUCUCAUUCCCCGCAAGAAAGCUCCUUCGCAGAACGCUCUCCCAGUACCAGGGACACCAAACCUUCCACCUCCAUCAGACUCAUCCAUUCUGAUCUUCCAAGAGCCCACCCGACGUAUCUUGUCCUCCCACGACCAUGGUAUCUUCCUCUCAUCUCCAACAUACUCCCUCAUCCUCUCCUUCGUCUUUUCUCUCUCCGAGUCGGCAACAGACAAGAAAAUCUCCUCGGUCGAUGUUCCGACCACACACCCAAGCAUUCAUAAGAUACUCUCCAUACUCGACUCGAUCGAGGAAACAAUAACUCGGUGUCCGCCUGGCGACCAAGGUGGUUCGCGCUUCGGCAACCCUGCCUUUCGUGAUUUCAUAGACAGCAUCUCAAGCCAGAGCCAGUCCUGGCAUCAACGCCUUGGUUUGCACUCUCAGUCGUCGAUCGAAGAAGCCUCGAUUUACCUUUAUCACUCUUUUGGAAACAGACAACGCAUAGAUUAUGGAUCCGGCCAUGAGCUCAACUUCGUUAUGUGGCUUCUCUGCCUCAACCGACUCUCGCUGCUCCCCACAUCCACAUUUUCAGCGCUCACUUUGGCUGUCUUCCCUCGCUACAUCAAAACUCUGCGGAGGUUACAGAGCACUUAUUACCUCGAGCCCGCCGGCUCGCACGGUGUCUGGGGUCUCGACGACUACCACUUCCUCCCCUUCCUCUUUGGCGCAUCGCAGCUGCUACAUCAUCCUUACAUAAGACCGCUGAGUAUUCAUAAUGAAAUCAUGCUCGAAGAAGAGGGCGGUGAGUACCUUUACCUAGACAUGGUCCGCUUCACCAUGGCCUCGAAAACCGUCAAAGGCCUCAAAUGGACACAGCCAAUGCUCGACGACAUCUCAGCCGCUAAGAAUUGGGAGAAAGUGGAACAAGGCAUGCGCCGCAUGUUUGUGAAAGAAGUAUUGGGGAAGUUGCCUGUUAUGCAGCAUUUCCUAUUUGGCAGUCUGGUGCCUGCAGAGGGCAUGAGUAGGGAGGAAGACGCGGGAGUCGCACCUGAGAGUGAGGAGAAGGAAGGUGGAGAACUGACGGUGGGCGAGAAUGGAGUGGGGCAUGUGCAUAGAGAUGAUGCUUGGGGUGAUUGCUGUGGGAUUAAGAUUCCGAGCACUGUUGCUGCGGCGCAGGAGGCCAAGAAAAGAGGGGAGGGGGAUGGGCUGAGGAGGGUACCGUUUGACUGA